UAAUAUUAGUAUGAAGUAUUAAGUGUGAAGUAUGAAAUAAAUAAUUUCGUUUAUAACUCAUCUGGAAAGGUAUCAAGAGAUACCAAGGUGACUUGCCAGUCUAAGAAAAGUUCAGAUGGAUUCCUAUUAGCGUGGCACUAAUCAAAACGUCGGCAUUUACUAUACACGUGUGAUAUAUAUAUAUUAUAUCUAUACUAGUAUAAUAAAGAGAAAAGAUUUGUAUUUUUGUACGUAUUAAAAUAACUCUAAAACUACUAGACCCAUUUAAAAAAAAAUUGUACCAUUGAACUUCUUUACAAAAAUUCGGCGCGAAAGAAGUCGCGGACAAAAGGUACCAACAAAUACUUGUUGUGCUCGACUUUCCCAAUGAUUUUCACUAGAAGAAAAAUAAACCGUGCGAAUAAAGAUACCGUUUUAACUAAUCUAGCUCCAGAGUAAUUGGAAACCAACGUCAUGUUACAAAACCCCAGCGCUAAAGUCUUACAUUUGAGUAUGAUUCACUACGAGCUGUUUACUUGAAUUUAAUUAACAAUUAUUUGCCGGUCAAUAUAAAAGGGAAUUUUCAGUACAAUAACAUAAUCAAUCAGAAGCGUGCUAACGACGAUAUGUGGGCCGCACUGCUCGGUGUCCUGAGCCUCGCUGUCUUCGGGCAAGCAUGUACCCCCAGCGUGACGACUGUGAGCGGCUCUCACGCGCCCGUCACUGUCUGCUCCGGUGCUAUGAUCUUCGCCGACGACUUCACCGAAUUCGACCUCGAGAAGUGGCAACAUGAAAAUACUCUUGCAGGAGGCGGUAACUGGGAAUUCCAAUACUAUAACAACAACCGCACCAACUCGUUCGCUCACAACGGACUUCUGUACAUCCGUCCCUCUCUGACGUCUGAUCAAUUUGGCGAAGCUUUCCUCUCCAGCGGCCAUCUAAACAUUGAAGGGGGUGCACCGGCAGACAGAUGUACCAAUCCUCAAUGGUACGGUUGCGAGCGCACAGGCACUCCGAGCAACAUCCUUAACCCGAUCAAGAGCGCACGCAUCCGCACUGUCAACUCGUUCAGCUUCCGCUACGGCCGCGUCGAGGUGCGCGCCAAAAUGCCCGCUGGAGACUGGCUAUGGCCCGCAAUUUGGCUAAUGCCGGCUUACAAUUCAUACGGUACAUGGCCGGCGUCGGGCGAGAUCGAUCUGGUGGAGUCCCGGGGUAACCGCAAUAUGUUUAGUAACGGCGUUCACAUCGGCACCCAGGAAGCCGGAUCAACCUUGCACUUCGGCCCCUAUCCUAACCUCAAUGGCUGGGAACGUGCUCAUUGGGUGCGUAGGAACAGUGCGGGAUAUGACAGAGCUUUCCAUCGUUAUCAGCUCGAAUGGACCCCAGACUUCUUGCGAUUCAGCAUUGACGAUGUGGAACUAGGGCGAGUGACCCCAGGCAGCGGCGGUUUCUGGCAGCUCGGAGGUUUCGAUAGACAAAAUGUUGAGAAUCCCUGGCGAUACGGCUCCAAGAUGGCACCUUUCGACCAAAAGUUCUAUCUCAUAAUAAACUUGGCGGUCGGUGGUACCAACGGAUUCUUCCCUGACGGUGUUUCCAAUCCUGUUCCCAAGCCUUGGUGGAACGGAUCGCCCACGGCUUUAACCGACUUCUGGAAUGGACGAUCUGGAUGGCUGCCCACAUGGAACUUGAACUCUAACGACGGACAAGACGCAUCGCUUCAAGUUGACUAUGUACGAGUAUGGGCACUCUAGACGUUGCUUACAAUGACUCAAACAUGACAAAGUUGUACUGUAAUUUGUGGCAUUUAUAUAAGUAAAUGAAUUUUAAAAAAAAACUUUUUUGUCGUAUGAUAUUAUAG
Papilio polytes (common Mormon) is the source of this 1837-nucleotide messenger RNA. RefSeq names its product beta-1,3-glucan-binding protein-like (gene BGRP4). Gene Ontology annotation, molecular function: hydrolase activity, hydrolyzing O-glycosyl compounds. Lineage: Eukaryota; Metazoa; Arthropoda; Insecta; Lepidoptera; Papilionidae. The coding region runs from base 606 to 1730 and encodes 374 amino acids. The transcript is spliced from 8 exons. Gene Ontology annotation, biological process: carbohydrate metabolic process. The record is from RefSeq and is a predicted model, not a curated record.